Cuscuta epithymum is the source of this 465-nucleotide messenger RNA. NCBI's taxonomy places the organism in Eukaryota, Viridiplantae, Streptophyta, Magnoliopsida, Solanales, Convolvulaceae. The record is from the annotation of a GenBank genome assembly.
CUGUUUUAUGCAAACUAACUUCCGGUUUUGCUUUCAAAUUAAACUUCCAGUUUUGCUUCCGUUCAACAUUCACACGCAAGCAAAGAGGAUAUGGACGCAUCAAGUUUUGGAUCGGGCACUAAAAGUACACCUUCAAGUGAAAAUGAGCUCUCACUUACCAAGAAACUCUUAAAUGGUCCAUUGGAAGAUGAUGCACUAAAUGUCGAAUAUAGUUCAAAUGUUCCUUUAAUUGUGUCAUCAAUGUUAACUGCUGCGAAAUUCUCUCUUAGCAGCUUAGGUUCUGGCAGAUGCUAUAUUCGUCGAGAUAGAAGAGAGCGUCAUGACAUGAUAGUCAAUGACUACUUCAAAGGAGAAAACUCCAAGUACACCCCCGAACUUUUUCGCAAAGCCGGCUUUAUGGCCAUUUAGGCCAGGCUUGUGCCUAGGGCCUCCAAAAUUUUAGGGGCCUCCAUUUUUUUUUUUGCC